AUGAUCUCGGCGAGGAGCGGCAGAGCUCUGUUGCCGCUCGUGACGGCCGUGCCCUCUCUGGGCGCCGGCCGGCUGGCCGCCGGCGUAGCCCAGAUCCGGCCGGGGAGGGGCAGCGGCCUCGUCGAAGGCGGCGUGCUCAGAAACCUACAAAGGAGAUAUGGAACAAAUUAUGCUGAACAGAGGGCAUGGGCCCGCUCUGCAACUGAUACUAUUAUUAGAGACCUUAAUGACGAGAAAGCUAUACGAGAGUUUGAAUCGCAGAAUCCCUCGCACUCAGCUCUCGCCAAGUACAUCAAAGCCCUAAUCAGUGCCGAGUUGACAACUCGAGGUGGCGUGCCCACAAACCUACAAAGGAGAUACGGAACAAAUUAUUCUGAACAGAGGGCAUGGGCGUGCUCUGCAACUGAUUCUCAUAUUAGAGACCUUAAUGACGAGAAAGCUAUACAAGAGUUUGAAUCACAGAAUCCCUCGCACUCAGCUCUCUCCAAGUACAUCAAAGCCCUCAUCAGUGCUGAGUUGAAAACUCGAGGAGAAACUGCUAAGUCAGAACAGGCCGACAGGACGCUCAAUUUUUUUAACAAGUUGUUUUCUUCAAGAGGAACUUCUAAGUCAGAACUGGUCCACCCAUGCAAACCAUUUGACACCUAUUUUUGGCUUCUUAUGGGGAUCAUUGCAUUUUAUGGCCUUGUGAUCUAUGGUAUGCUUAACAGAUCGGAUAAGCUAGGCACGGAUGAAGAAUAUCGCAAAUCUUUUAUCAAAGUGUCGGAUGAUUUGAACAAGGAGGGCACCGGAAAAAGCCGUAACCUGGAUGAAGUGAACAAACUGUUGGAUGAUACGAUCAAAGCCGUGGAUGAUUUGAAGAAGGCGGCCGCAAAUUCAAGCACGAAGACCAGUGGUGUCAGUGGAAAAGGUGGUAAAUUCAAUGAUUUGAACAAAGGGACCACAGAUUCACGCAGGAAAUCCAGUUAUGUUGACGCCAAAAAAGGUAGUGUGUCCAUGAAAUCAACCACGAGAUUCCGUGAUAUCAAGGGAGUUGACGAAGCAAAAGCUGAGCUCGAGGACAUAGUUCACUACCUAAGAGAUCCCGAGCGUUUCACGAGCCUUGGUGCAAAGCUUCCAAAGGGUGUUCUGCUUGCUGGCCCACCAGGCACAGGGAAGACCAUGCUGGCAAGAGCUGUGGCCGAGGAAGCCGGCGUCCCAUUCUUUGUGCGCUGCGGCAGUGACUUCGAGGAGAUGUAUGUGGGUGUUGGUCCUAAAAGAGUGAGGGAGCUCUUCAGUGAAGCAAAGAAGCAAUCCCCUUGCAUAAUAUUCAUCGAUGAGAUCGACACGAUUGCUGGGCAAAGGCAACUAGGUGACAGAAAUGGGGCUAGGGAGACUCUGAACCAGCUGCUCGUUGAGAUGGAUGGCUUCAAGCAUAAUGACGGCAUCAUUGUUCUCGCAGCGACCAACUUCCCGCAGUCGCUAGAUAAAGCCGUUAUUAGACCCGGGCGUUUUGACUGUCAUAUUCAGGUUCCUAAUCCAGAUGUCGAGGGCCGGCGGCAGAUCCUAGAGGCUUGUGUGUCAAGGGUUAAAGCCAAGGGUGUGGACCUGAUGACCAUUGCGAAUGGGACACCGGGAUUAUCAGGUGCAGAACUGACAAACUUGGUGAACGAUGCUGCUCUGAAGGCUGCCAAGGAUGGGUCAGAAGCUGUUACGAUGGAUCACAUUGAAUAUUCCAAGGACAAGAUCAUGAUGGGUUGCGAGCGCAAAUCGGCGGUGAUACCUGAUAACUGCAGGAACAUGAAUGCGUACCACACGGGAGGGAGGGCCCUUGUUGCUAUCCACACGGAUGGCGCUCACCCUAUCUACAAGGCUACCAUUAUCCCGAGGGGAAACUCUCUUGGCAUGGUGAUCCAGAUGCCUGAGGAAGAAGAUGCCUAUAAAUUCUCUAGGACGAAGAUGCUGGCGAAAUUGGACAUCCUCAUGGGCGGCAAGGUGGCCGAGGAGGUUAUAUUUGGAGAGAGUGAGGUGAGCUCUGACGCCUUGUCUGAUAUAAGAGAAGCGACUCGGCUGGCAACAGACAUGGUUACCAAGUAUGGCAUGAGCGAGCGUGCCGGCCCUGUUUGCUACGACCACAAAAAUGAUGGGACACAGAUGAAAAGCUUGAGCUGGCAUGCGACAGGCCUGGUUCACGAGGAGGUGAAAAAAUUACUGGUCAAAGCAGAAAAGAAUGCGAAAAAGAUUGUCACGGCGCACCGCAACGAGCUUAAUGUGCUAGCCGAUGCCCUUCUCGAGCACGGGACUCUCACUGGAGACCAGAUCAAACAGUUGGUAAAUGUCCUUAAAAUUGGUAGCAAUACUCAGAAUCAGGAAACAGCUUCUUCAUGAUAGCGGUAGCAGUGGAGAUGUAGAAUGGUUUGGCCGACCUAUGAUGCAAUUUCUUUUUCUUUUGAUUCCUCUGGUUUUUGUUUCUCUUUUACGAAGGAAAAUGCGGCGUGUUUUUUGGGUUGACCUAAAAGCUUAAUGGUUUCGUAGAAUAGUUGCACGCGCACAAAUGUAAAGAAGAUGCGCACAGUCUGGAUUCCUCUUGUUUUUGUUUCUCUGUUAUGAAGGAAAUGCGGCUUGUUUUUUUGGAAUACCGUGUUGUGAAUCUGUAAA
Messenger RNA from Hordeum vulgare subsp. vulgare (domesticated barley), 2637 nucleotides. Its product is annotated as ATP-dependent zinc metalloprotease FTSH 4, mitochondrial-like. NCBI's taxonomy places the organism in Eukaryota, Viridiplantae, Streptophyta, Magnoliopsida, Poales, Poaceae. The coding region runs from base 1 to 2367 and encodes 788 amino acids. Gene Ontology annotation, molecular function: ATP hydrolysis activity; ATP-dependent peptidase activity; ATP binding. The record is from RefSeq and is a predicted model, not a curated record. The transcript has 6 exons. Gene Ontology annotation, cellular component: chloroplast thylakoid. Gene Ontology annotation, biological process: proteolysis.